This is a messenger RNA of Monosiga brevicollis MX1, 2877 nucleotides long. RefSeq lists its product as uncharacterized. The coding region runs from base 1 to 2847 and encodes 948 amino acids. Gene Ontology annotation, molecular function: RNA binding. Gene Ontology annotation, cellular component: ribonucleoprotein complex. NCBI's taxonomy places the organism in Eukaryota, Choanoflagellata, Craspedida, Salpingoecidae. The transcript is spliced from 15 exons. The record is from RefSeq and is a predicted model, not a curated record.
AUGCAGUUGACAGCCGUAGCAGUGCAGAUCUCCUUUUGUCUUUCUUUUGUCCUCUCUCUCCUUUUGUCUCUUCUCUCUCUCUCUCUCUCUCUCUCUCUCUCUAAACCGACCAAACCAACUCUCUCUCUCUCUCUCUCUUUCUCUCUCUCUCUCUCUCUCUCUCUCCUUUUGUCUCUCUCUCUCUCUCUCUCUUCUCUCUUCUCUCCCUCUCUCUCUUCUCUCUCUUCUCUCUCUUCUCUCUCUUCUCUCUCUUCUCACUCUUCUCUCUGUUUCGCUCAGGGCCAAUGGACAGAUCAAGACAAGUGGCACCAGUCUUGCCUGACACUAUUCAUCACCUGCCGCAUCCAAGCUGCCGUUUCACCACGAGCACAAGCUUUGGAGCUCUCUCUCUCCCUCUGUCUCUCUCUCUCUCUCUCUCUCUCUCUCUCUCGCUCUCUCUCUCUCUCUCUCGCUUCAAUUUCUUCACACACGUUCUGUACGUUCUCUCUCUCAUUCUCUCUCUCUCUCUCUCUCUCUCUCUCUCUCUCUCUCUCUCUCUCUCUCUCUCUCAAACUCUCUCUCUCACACUCUCUCUCUCACACUCUCUCUCUCAAACUCUCUCAAACUCUCUCUCUCAAACUCUCUCUCUCUCUCAAUCUCUCUCUCUCUCUCUCUCUCUCUCAAACUCUCUCUCUCUCUCUCUCUCUCUCUCUCUCUCUCUCUCUCUCUCUCUCUCUCUCUUCAUUCUCUCUGUCUCUCUCUCAUUCUCUCUCACUCAAUUCUCUUGUUCUCGAACAAGAGAGAGACAAGAGCACACUUCCGCGUGUGUGUGUGUCGAAAAAAAAAGAUAUGGCAGUCGGAUCGGUUGUGGCACUGGCCGUCGAGGCCGCUGGCGACAGUGAGGGCCAGUACUGUGCUUUGCUGUCUUGGUUGGUUGUACGCAACCCAGAGGAUGAGGUGGACAGCGCCCCGGCGUGUACCGUGGUGGUGCGGAGCGACGAGACGACAGCCAUUGAUCAGGAGCAGCUCACAGCCCUCGGCCUCACGGCCGCUCUCGUGGAGCGCGCUGGUCCCGCCAGCCGCGCCCUGGCUCAGCUGGAGUACAUCUGCAGCUCUUUGCACGCCCCCCGCGUGGUCAUCAAUGACCGCCUCUGGUUUGACACGUUGCUUGCCACCGUGGCAGAACCUACCAAACACUUGAGCGCUGCCGUGGAUCUCGCCAUCGUCUCCACCGUUGAGGUCUCGGGAACUGGCUACGAGCUUUGCAAGGCCAUGGCCAAGGCCGUUCCCUCCCCCACUGCAACAGCCCCCGCCCACAACGGCACGACAGUGCGCGAAGCACCCGCGCCUUCCGGCCCCGUCGCCAACCUUGGCACGGCCGAUGCAUGGUCUGCGGAACCCAGUGCCAAGCGCAAAAAGGUCAAAAUUGAUCCCGACGUGCUCAGCUCCCCCGUUAUCCGCCUUCGUGGUCUCAAGUGGGAGUGGGCGGCCAAGGAAGUCCUUCCCAUGCUCGAGGGCCUGGAUGUCCAGGCCGAUUCCGGUUUCAUCUGCUACAACCGUCAGGGCAAGCCGAUUGGUGAGGCCUACUUUAUUAUGGGAUCGCCCGAGGCCGCGCAGGCUGCCUUUGCUCGUUCGGGUGCCAUGCUCGGCGAUCGCUACAUUGAGGUGUUUGUCGAGAGCCCUCAGACCUACUACCGGGCACGGGCCCUCUCCAAGGAUGCCGCCAAUGACUCGCAGUACCUCUCUGUUCACGGCCUGCCCCUUGACACCACCAAGCAUGAUUUGGAAGAGUUUAUGGCCCCGGCUCAAGUGUUGGACGUGAUGCUAGAAUGCAAUCCUGAAGGGCGAUGCGAGGGCAAGGCAUGCGUGUUGGUGUGCACGCCAGAAGACGCACGUUUGGCAUUGGAAAAGAACAAGACCGAAUUCAAGGGCCGCAGCGUUGACAUUGAAAUGGGCACGGCCGAUACCUGGAACGACCUGUUGAAGUGGUACCAGGAUCAAUUGUUGCGGAGCACGGACACGCUGGUGGCGCGCCUGCGCGGCUUGCCCUGGUCUUGCUCGCGGGACGACGUCUAUGACUUUCUGCAGCCGUCGGGCAUCAAUGCCAACAACGUCUUUGUUUGCCAUGCGCUCAACGGCCGCCCCACUGGCACGGCCUACGCUGUUUUCAGCGGCUCCACCGCCAGCCAAUGCUUUGACCUGGCCAUGCGCCAGCACAAGUCUAAGAUUGGCGAUCGCUAUAUUGAAGUCAACCGCUCCACGGUGGCAGAGAUGCUGCGCGACAUUUUUGGUGACAUUCUCGUCCCUCUCUCAUCCCAGGACGCAAUGGCCCUGUCAGCCAACUUUCGCGGCGGCGGCGGCGGUGGUCGCCCAUAUGGCCACUACCCGCAGGAAUCCGCUUCGGGCUAUGCCGGUGCCAUGCGCGGCCAUGGAGGCGGCUACGGUGGUCAUGGUGGUCACGGUGGCCAUCACGGCGGUCACGGUGGUCAUGGCGGUCACGGUGGUCACGGUGGUCACGGCAACUACGGUGGUGGUGGCUAUGGUGGCGGCGGCUACGGUGGCGGCUCUGGUUACAGCAACAGCAACUUUGGUGGCGGCUACGGCGGCGGUGCUGCUGCCAACAACGGCUACAUUGAAAUCCUGCUGCGCGGGAUCCCGUACGAGGCCACCGAGGUCGACAUCGACUACUGGAUGACUGGCACACCAAUUGUUGCGGGAAUGACACGGGUACUGCGCAAGCCCAAUGGGCGGUCUCAGGGAGACGCCGUUGUCUAUACAGCCACGCGUGAGGGUGCGGGCAUGAUCAAGGCGAUGCGUCACAACCAAAUGAUGGGACAUCGCACGAUUGAGGUUUUGAUGCGCAACUGAGCAGUCGGAAAUCCAACAUCACUAUAUUCC